This is a messenger RNA of Glarea lozoyensis ATCC 20868, 471 nucleotides long. RefSeq lists its product as uncharacterized. The record is from RefSeq and is a predicted model, not a curated record. Bases 1 to 471 code for a protein of 156 amino acids. NCBI's taxonomy places the organism in Eukaryota, Fungi, Ascomycota, Leotiomycetes, Helotiales, Helotiaceae. The transcript has a single exon.
AUGGCAACAAACGCAACCUCCGAAUUCGACAAACAAAAUACCGAAACAGACGAUAUCCCUCAAGGCGGCGACACAGUCGACAACUCCUACGCCACGUCCGGAAAGGAACCACUUCCGGUAGUCACGGACGAGACGCCUGUUGAGCAGCCGAAUGAUCUGAGGAAUCCUGAUUCGGAUGCUGCGCUUGGUAAGCAAUACUCCUCCUCUCAGAACCCCGAUUUCUCGUUGGGAGAUGGCUGGGAAAUGGGUGAUGUGGUGCCUGAGGAGACGGGUGGGUUUGGUGGCAAAGGGAGUAUGCUGAUGUUUUAUGUAGAACAAGAUGAAAAAGAAGCAAUCGACACCUCGAAUGUUUUGAAGGGUGAUAGGACGAGACAUGCGAAGCCGGUGGGGACGUAUAGGGAGCCUGGGGAUGAGGAGGGGUUGCCGAGGAGCGUGUUGAAUGGGGAGGAUGGUCAUAGUGCUACGCGUUAG